AUGGCCGGACCAGUCGAGCUCCAUUCCGCUGCAUCGCGCCCCCACGUGGGCCUCGGCAGGCCCCAGCUCGUCGAGAUGCGGGCCCCGGACGACGACUGGAGCGGCAUCACCAAGGCAUCCGACCGACGCCGCCGCCAGAAUCGCCUUAACCAGAGGGCGUAUCGGAGGAGGCAUGCUCAACCCGCCGAUCCGUCCGUCAAUCGUGCCCCCUGGGAGUCUGAUGGAUACCUGUUUACGACAUGUCCGUGGCGGCGAGCCCUCACGUAUGCAUUUAUGGAGCUUGUAUACCUUCAAUACACCCUCCGAACCCCGAAGCCCGUGUCGCUGCCGGGACUCAUCCGGCUCAAUGCCCUCAACGCCCUGUCGCGCAACGCCCUCUCACUCGGCAUUCCCAUCGACGGCCUUUGUCGGGACGAAUUCAUCUCCCCGUUCAACAAACCCCACGGCACCUCCAAGUGGACGUCAUGCCCGGAAAGCCUCCGUCCGACGCCGCUGCAACUGGCCGUCGAGCACCACCCCUGGUCGGACCUGCUGCCAUUUCCGCAUUUCCGGGACAACAUCAUCCAGGCCGUCGCCAACGGGACCCUGGACGAGGACGUGCUGUGCUACGACCUGCUGGACGUGACGGGCAAACCCCACGACGAGGCGGUGCUGAUCGUCUGGGGCGACCCGUGGGAUGCCCGCGGCUGGGAGGCCAACGUUGGGUUUUUCAGGAAGUGGGGAUGGCUUCUCCGGGGGUGCGCGGAGCUGGUCGAGUCGACGAAUCGCUGGCGCCAAAAGCGAGGGGAAACCCAGCUCAACAUCCGAUUGUAG
Molecule: messenger RNA, 813 nt
Organism: Ilyonectria robusta
Lineage: Eukaryota; Fungi; Ascomycota; Sordariomycetes; Hypocreales; Nectriaceae
Exons: 2
Coding region: 1-813 (270 amino acids)
Source: RefSeq, a predicted model, not a curated record